Messenger RNA from Gadus morhua (Atlantic cod), 6612 nucleotides. RefSeq names its product RAS guanyl releasing protein 3 (calcium and DAG-regulated) (gene rasgrp3). The record is from RefSeq and is a predicted model, not a curated record. Gene Ontology annotation, molecular function: guanyl-nucleotide exchange factor activity; calcium ion binding. The transcript is spliced from 17 exons. NCBI's taxonomy places the organism in Eukaryota, Metazoa, Chordata, Actinopteri, Gadiformes, Gadidae. Bases 1204 to 3336 code for a protein of 710 amino acids. Gene Ontology annotation, cellular component: plasma membrane. Gene Ontology annotation, biological process: Ras protein signal transduction.
UUCUCAAUUUUGCUCCCAGGAUGGGAUACAGAUUUUGGGGAAUUUCCCCAGAUAUCAACAUGUUGUGUAUCAACAGAGUUCACUUAGGAAUAGAGAACACAAAACAGAACGACUUGAGUAGGUUUAAUUAUAAACCUGUUCAAUUUUAAAACAAGCACAUUUUCUUUCUUUCCUUCUAUAAUACAUAGGUAAAGAUAGAUCUUUAUGGACGAGACAAGGAAAUAUUGCAUCUAUGUCAGAUACAUGCCUCCCAAGACGUGCCUCAGCCAUUAUGUUCAGCCUUCUAAGAUACAUUUGUCUGUUGUGCUUGAAUAUUUUCACUGAUACUUCCAUGAUAAAAAGUGUAGACCCCCACCGUCUCCCUUAGGACUGUGCCAUCGGUGCCCCUCUAAACUCAACUAACUACAAGACCACCACGCCGAAACCAACAAUAUGACGCAAGGCUUCAUUCCCGCUGUCGUUUGAGACAAGGGAAGAUACACAAAAACAAACAAGGCCCGAGCAAAAACAAAUGUAUUGUCACACAUUUCCUGUCCGUCUCUGUUCAACUCUACCUAGUGUGUCCCUAUAUUUAGCCCAGCCCAGGGAAGCCCUGAGCGCGGGCAGGAAAACUAAGUUGGGAAAGAAUUGGAGGAAGUCUACUUUGCCUUUGGGACAAACAAGAACUACACACUGGAUUCUACUAGUUGUAACCGUUACUCACUGGCUUCUACUGCUAGUUUUAACGGCUACACAACAGAUUCUAGCUCUAGUUUUGCGCUAUUUAUGAAUCCCGAGGAGACAAGGUUCCAAUUUUUUUGGGGGGACUAAGGUAAAAAGAUUUAUAAUUUAAACGAAAGCACAGAGGAAGAGAAGAGAAAAAAACAGCCGUACUCCACAACAGAGCUAGAAAUUGACUGUUUUUAGAAAACAAAAGGCAAGACAAAGAAGAAGUAGAGCGGAGGAUCUUCCUGUGGACUCAGUGGACCUCAGGCUGAGGUGGACUCCAUUGUUGAUGUGGGCCUGGGGACAUCUGUCCCUUCAAAUCGUCCUGACUUAGGGUGCAUCCUAAACGUUUGGAUCCAUAGCAGUCCACCUCUGACCUCCAGCUGUGGAGGUGUGCCAUGUAUCUCCUUGCCCCCGGGGCUGCCUGACAUCACCACCCACACCCCCCACCAUCACCACCCACCGCCCCACCAUCCUGCCCGGCCUCAGACCCCCAUCAUGGGCUCCACCACACUGGGGAAAGCUGCUCCGUUUAACCUCCUCCUGGAGGAAUGCAUUCAGGCCUUUGAUGAAAACGGGGAGCUGAAGAGCAGCCACCUCCCCCGGACUCUGCUGCUGAUGCACCGCUGGUACCUCACCUCCACCGAGCUGGCAGGCAAACUGAUCAUGAUGUACCGUGACUGCCAUGGAGAAGGCUGUGGGCACACCAGACUCAAGGUCUGCUAUUUCAUGAGAUACUGGAUUGUGACGUUUCCGGCAGAGUUCAAUCUGGACCUGGGUCUGAUACGGAUGACCGAGGAGCUCAGAGACCUAGCAGCUGAGCUGGGCUUUAAGGAGCACUACAAACUCAUCGACAUCUCCACCAUUCCGUCGUAUGACUGGAUGCGUAAGCUGACCCAGAGGAAGAAGCAGGUGAAGAAGGGCAAGGCGUCUCUGCUGUUCGACCACCUGGAGCCCAUGGAGCUGGCCGAACACCUCACCUUCCUCGAGUUCAAGUCCAUCAGGAGGAUAUCCUUCACAGACUACCAGAGCUACGUCACCCAUGGGUGCCUGAGGGACAACCCCACCCUGGAACGCUCCAUCGCCCUGUUCAACGGUGUCUCCCAGUGGGUGCAGCUCAUGGUGCUUAGUAAGCUAACACCACAGCACCGUGCUGAGGUCAUCACCAAGUACAUCAACGUAGCUCAGAGACUACUCCAGCUGCAGAACUUCAACACCCUGAUGGCGCUGGUGGGAGGCCUCAGCCACAGCUCCAUAUCCAGGCUGAAGGAGACGCACUCCCACCUGGCCCCUGAGGUCACCAAGGUGUGGGGUGAGAUGACGGAGCUGGUCUCCUCCAACGGCAACUACUGCGGCUACCGCAAGGCCUUUGGCGAGUCGCGCGGCUUCAAGAUCCCCAUCCUGGGUGUGCACCUGAAGGACCUGAUCGCCGUGCACGUGGUGUUCCCCGACUGGGUGGAGGACGGCGCCAAGGUCAACCUGGUGAAGAUGCAGCAGCUGUACGGCACCUUCAACGAGCUGGUGUCCCUACAGGGGGCGGCGGCUCAGGUGGAGCCCAACAUGGACCUCAUCUACCUGCUGACGCUGUCCCUGGACCUUUAUUACACCGAAGAUGAGAUUUACGAGCUCUCGUUGCUACGGGAACCACGGAACUCCAAGUCAUUGUCAAACUCUCCGACCACUCCCAACAAGAGCCUCGCCCCCCUCGACUGGGCAUCUGGGGUCACCACCAAGCCAGACCCCUGCGUUGUCAACAAACACAUCCGGAAGGUGGUGGAUUCUGUUUUCAGGAACUACGACCACGACCGAGACGGCUACAUCUCCCAGGAGGACUUCGAAAGUAUCGCCGCUAACUUCCCCUUCCUGGACUCCUUCUACGUUCUCGACAAAGACCAGGACGGACUGAUCAGUAAGGAUGAGAUGAUGGCAUAUUUCCUGAGGGCCAACCCGCUGCUCCAGUGCAAGAUGGGCCCCGGGUUCAUCCACAACUUCCAGGAGAUGACCUACCUGAAGCCCACCUUCUGCGAACACUGUGCUGGAUUUCUCUGGGGAAUCAUCAAACAGGGCUACAAGUGCAAAGACUGUGGGGUGAACUGCCAUAAACAGUGUCGGGAGCUGCUAGUCCUGGCCUGCAGGAAGCUGCUCCGCUCCUCGUCACUGGGCAACGUUUCCCCCAGUGAGCUGACCCACUGCUCCAUGCCCAGCAGCCCAACACUGGCUACCUGCAAAGACGAAGACGAGGUCUUUGAGUUCCCAGUCGUGGCUCCCCUGGCUCCAGACCCCCAGUCCAUCACGCUGAUGAGCGGGUCGGCCCAGCGCAUCUCGGUCCGCCUGCAGAGAGCCACCAUCAGCCAAGCCACCCAGAUGGACCCCCUGUGGGCGGAGCGCGGCUGGGGGCCCGCAGCCGACAGCGGCUCCCACACCUUCCCCAAGAUGAGGUACAGGCCCCACCGCAAGACGUCCAAGAACAAAGGCUUCGCCCGCUGGGAGAACCACGACGGUGGGUCCCGCCAGGGCUCUCCUGCCCAGAGUGUGGGUCUGGACCCCCAGCAGGGACCUGGAGGACCCCGGGGGUCGAGGAGGGACGCUGUUCAGAACGGGAUCAGCACAAACAGAGGAAAGGACAGUUGACUUGGUCACCGGUCCAGCUGUGGAAGGGUUUCUGGUUCCAGUACAGGGAAGUUAUCGUCCCUGGGGGAGGUGCUUAGGUGCCUGCGGGCCCCCUUCCGCCACCCCCUGUAGCCGGCCCUGUCCCCUGGACCACAGGAUACAGAGACAUGUGGGGAGCCAUGUUCAUAUGACCCCUGAAGAAGAUACAGACUCAGCAACACUGGUGAAGUUCUCUCUCUCUCUCUCUCUCUCUCUCUCUCUCUCUCUCUCUCUCUCUCUCUCUGUCUCCCUCUUUCUCUCUCUCUGUCUUUGUCUACAGCGAUAGCCACCCUGUUGUGUACUGACAAGGGAUCAGUUGAUGAGCAACAGGACAACUUGUCUCUGUUUGUUUGUUUUCUAUCCAAAGGACACUUCACCUUUUCAGAACCUGAUCACAAGUACGCUUGAAGCCAGUAUGAGAAGGUUAUGAACUAUGAGAGCUAGUAAACAUGUGUGGCAUCUAAACCUGGCGCCUUAUGUUUUGUAUACAAACUCUCUCUGGAACAAAGAACAGCUUAAGGGUUUGUUUAAGGCGUAAUUGGUUUCCAGGCAUUGGCUUCGUUUGACUGGCUCAAUAAGACGGUUGUUUUGAAAAGUCUGGACAGUGAAGAGAAGGAGAGGAUGUUUGAGUUAUUGUUUUUUGCCGCUCCUAGGGCCAAGAGACCACAUGAAAAGUGACCAGGAAUCAAAGGUUGGUGCAUUUGUUCAUGUGCGGUCAUGGAAAUACUGUCUGUCUCUCUAAAGAAAUGGCUACUACUGACUAUCCCGAAAGUGCCAGUUUGUGACGUAUCUGUCUCUUCAGUAUGGAGGUACCUACAAGUUGUACAGAGCGAGGUUGUGCUAUAACUCAUACAGAAGCACGUUUGUGUUCUUCUGGUCAAAUAGGAAGUGGUGGGUAGGGUCUUUCGGUUUGAAAGUUCACAGUGGAAGGGAAGUCGAGAUGGUUGAAAGAGGAGACGGCCAGAUGUUUUUACUACAUCAGCUCCAGGUUUGAUAUUACCGUACAUGGAAGGUGGUCAGCAAAGACAAGAUAGGUUAGAUAUUGGUUGGGGUGAACUGCAGAGAGGAAGUUGACCGUGAAGCACAACAUGAUAGUUACAAGACUGUUUAACUCUUUGUUAACAGUGUGGGGAAAGUUAAGACCAGAGAAGAAAGUAGACAUCUUAAAUUAGUUGGGGUUUGCACAUUGCCCCAACAAAAAACCCACACCCAACUAUUGAAUGUUGGCCGAGAUUGGCCACUGCCCAUUUGACAAUGUAAAUGAAAAUUACAUUAAACAUGUAAAUGACAACAGCCAACCGCCACCAAUGGGUUUGGCACAGUGUUGGCGUUUGUUGAUGCUUAUUGGGGAAGGGUGCAAGCCCCUUUAGGUUAGGCUACUUGCCUUAGCAACUGAACUGGAAAUCAUGCAGGAAACACAUCGAGCAAAGUUUAAAUGAACUUCUAAAGGUCUUUCUGGGGAAUGGCAUUUUAAAGGAACAAUAAGUGGUUCCCACAGAAUGUUGUUGGAAAUACACGUUAUUUAUUUUUAUGAUUGUUAUCUUUCAAAGGGACCUGGCUUGUUCUACAACUCUCCAGUAGGUGUACCUAGUUAAAAUGUAUUAACAAAAUAUACAUUUGUUGUUUUCUGUAGAAAAUCUCUUCGUCUGAAACACUGCUUAGUGCUGCUUUAUUGUCCUCAUGAUUGGUAUAAAGGGCUUGUUUUAUAAUUUAAUAUUUAUGUGGUUUGAAUGGACAGAAAAUGGUGUUUGUAUGUGAUUUGUAUUAAAGUAUUGCCUGAUUUUUUCAGACUUUUUUUUUUAACUUGUCAAGUUUAAGGUAUCUUUUAACUUUGACAUGGAUAUACUAACAUACACAGACAUAUCAAUGUAUGUAUACAUAUCUGUAUACUUAUACUUUUGUAUGCACAUUCCAACCCACAGAUACAAUUUCCAGAAAAUCAAGUGAUUUUCAAUUCAUCACCACUAUAACAUCAUAAGAUCUGCUCAGUAUGUUCACCUUGAAUUAUUUAUGGGAACUGAUUGUAUUUUUUGCCAUUUGCCAACUGCCAUUAGGAAAACAGACAACACAAGAUCUAUUCACAAAUUACAACCCCCCCCCUAAAACAGAUAAGCAGUGGGAUGCAUUCCACCAAGCUAUAACUUUUUGUGCAUUUAUUUUAUAAGGGACAAGACUUUCCUCUGAGAUUAAUAAGAUGUCACAAAGAAUGGAUUUUGGAUUUUCUUUGUUAAAAUUACAUCUGUUCUUUGUUGUUGCUGUGAAUGAUUUCGAAAAACAGCAACAAUUGGAUGCAUCGAUGUGUUGUAUAUUUCAAAUUUUAGUUUAAAUAUCUUCAGAAUUUUUUUCAAUUGUUUAGUCGUGUUUAUACAUCAUCAAACAGGCUCUUUACCUAAACCUGCUGUCAUACUGAUUUUGAUUCCUUUAUUCUGGAAAGUUUGGGCUGUGUUGUGUUAUGAUAAUGCUCGAACCCAAUGGAGGAAAAACACUGAAGAAAACAACAGUUUAAUCUAUAACAUAGAUGCAACGCAGAUAUUAAUCCCAAUGAAUUUCGCUACAGAAUGCAUGUAUAAUCUAAACAAAACAUUUCACUGUGUUUAAAUGUUUGUAAAAUUUACAAAAGAAAGUACUGAUCUGGAGCCAUUGCAGAUUCUGUUGACAGUAUUCACUAAAUGGUAUUCAUCUGAUCAUCUUCUUGUUUCCUUACCUUUUAACUGAAAACAUUGAUGUGCCCACAUCGGAAAAGCUUCUUAGCGCUUGCAGCCAGAGAUAAGCUUGCUAAAGAUUCAAUUGCAUCACGCAAAAAAAGACAGAGCCAAUCCAAUGGUACACCACUCAGAAAACAAACAACUGCAAUAGUAUUGAGUACUAUUGCACUACCGCCGAAUCAGACCCGAACAAUGUGUUCAUAUUCAAUUGACCCAUGUCAAAGGCCUUUUUUUUUUUUUUUUUACAGAAAUAUAGCCUGUAGUGAAGUUUUAUUUAAAGUAUGCAGGAUAUAUAUUUUUUUAUGGUCCAUACAUUUUGAACUUUGAAAUUACAGUAGGCUUUUCCUCUUCAUCUGUUGAGCCAUAAACACAUCAUGAUCCUGUUUUAAGUCGUUUAUAUAUUCUUUAUUUUUUGCUUUAUGUGAAUAUUUCUUUCAAUGGCCUCAAUGAAGCCAUUUAAGUAUCCUAUCACUCAAUUUCUAGGAAUUACUUUCUAAAGAUGUGGCAUCUCUAUGCUGUUUCAAUUUCAAUUAAAGAUAUUUAUUGAACCUGC